AUGAAUUUGAAAAUAAAUAAGUAAGAAAUUCACUUUAACAAUAUUCUGACCAUAAUUUAGAUAAAGGGCUUAAUCCUUCUUGGCAACUCAUUUAAUAGAUUAAAUAAAGUAAAUUUUCAGAAAGAUAAUGAAUUUUUCUAAAAAACAUUAAAUAAAAAGGAGAAAAAUUGA
Paramecium sonneborni is the source of this 171-nucleotide messenger RNA. Lineage: Eukaryota; Ciliophora; Oligohymenophorea; Peniculida; Parameciidae. The record is from the annotation of a GenBank genome assembly.